UAUCGCGAGUGCGAGACUUGCAUUCUGAGAGAAGCCAUCAUCGGUGUCCUGAAACUGUUGUUGUGAUUUUCAUCGUUUAUUACAUCCUAAAGAUGUCUUCUCAAGUCCAAAGUUUGCAGAAACAAUUAACACAACUUCGACAAGAAGCUAAUGUAAACAGAAUUCCUGUAUCGGAGGCUAUACAAGAUAUACUGAGCUACACAAACCAGCACGCACAAGAAGAUGCUCUUGUAAUUGGAGUGAACCAGUCAGAAAAUCCAUUCAGGGAACCUAAACCAUGUUCCAUACUCUAGUAAAGGAACCAAACACAGAUGUCUAUUUUUAGUUACAAUGGGCAGUGUGCAACCUUUCUCAGUGUCCCCAUGUUAUCUGUAUAGAUUUAAACCCCAAAUGUUGUAAUAUGUUAUCGGUUUGUGACUAAGUUUUGUAAUGUUUCAUCUUUUAUUUAGAAUUUUGCUUUGGUACACUUUCUUACUUUCAACAAAGAAAGGGGGGAUGAAUUGAUACACAUUUCGUAAAUUCUAUUGCACCAGGGUUUUUCUAUAUCUUGAUAAAGUAUUGACUAAAGAUUCAUUAUUGAUCUGUUCAAAAUAUUUCUCUUUAUAGAGCAAUUGUUUAUGCCUUUUUACCUUAAAUGAAAAUUAAAACAUUUAAUGAUAACAAAAAGUAUUAGAGACGAUAAAAUUGAACGUAAUUAAGUGAUUUCAGAACUCGGUGGAUGUAGAAAGGAAUCCUUACCAAUGUCUUGUGCUUUACUGAACUCUGCUAUUAACAUGUGUAUAUACUUGUAUUUGUUCAACUUUUGAUUAAGCUUCUUAGCUCUCACUUCAGAAUAAGGACCAAUGAUUGACAUUGAACUGUGUUAUUGUGCAAUAUAUCAUAAAGCUUUAGGCAUUUUUUGUGUUCACUACAUUGACGUGCAAUAUGUUUUGUGUUCUGCAAACUUAAAACGGAUACAUGUAUAUUAGUAUUCACUUCUCUGUCAAAGAUAAUGUAGUCUCUAACAUUUUUUGAUACUUCUUUAACAUUUUUUUAUACUCAUAUAAUGUAUAAUUUCAGCAGCUUUAUUUGUUUUUAAAUACAGGGUGUGUAAUAUGUUGCUCCACAAUGCAAAGAAUGACUUCAAAGAAACUUUACAAGACAUGUAGCAAUUUGUGUUUAUUUUUUACUAUUGAUGCUUUAUAAUAACAGGAUGAAUUUCCUUUUUUUUUAAUUAAAAAAAAUUUCCUUAUUAACCUUUUAUGAAUUUUGUUAUAAUUUUAGUAGUUUUACAAUAUGACAGAAAAAAUGCAAUAAAUUUUGAAUAGGUU
This is a messenger RNA of Saccostrea cuccullata (small rock oyster), 1310 nucleotides long. RefSeq names its product guanine nucleotide-binding protein G(I)/G(S)/G(O) subunit gamma-7-like. Gene Ontology annotation, cellular component: heterotrimeric G-protein complex. The coding region runs from base 93 to 293 and encodes 66 amino acids. The record is from RefSeq and is a predicted model, not a curated record. The transcript is spliced from 3 exons. Gene Ontology annotation, molecular function: G-protein beta-subunit binding. Gene Ontology annotation, biological process: G protein-coupled receptor signaling pathway. Lineage: Eukaryota; Metazoa; Mollusca; Bivalvia; Ostreida; Ostreidae.